This is a messenger RNA of Stegastes partitus (bicolor damselfish), 1076 nucleotides long. Its product is annotated as probable C->U-editing enzyme APOBEC-2. Gene Ontology annotation, molecular function: RNA binding; cytidine deaminase activity. Gene Ontology annotation, cellular component: cytoplasm; nucleus. The coding region runs from base 191 to 928 and encodes 245 amino acids. NCBI's taxonomy places the organism in Eukaryota, Metazoa, Chordata, Actinopteri, Pomacentridae. The transcript has 4 exons. The record is from RefSeq and is a predicted model, not a curated record. Gene Ontology annotation, biological process: cytidine to uridine editing.
ACCAUUCCACGCCUUCUCCCUCUCUAGGUCUCCUUCCCUUUCUGCUUCUGGUCAGUUUAGCCAUUUUUUUUCCUUCAGGUCAGUUGUUCUCAUCUCCCGUCUUUAUCAAUAUCUUGUCUUUUUUCCCAUCACUUCAACUAUUUGUUGAGUUUCUGUAGACAUACAUUUUCCAGGGAGUAUUUUUGUCACUAUGGCUGAAAAAAGUCGCACACAAAUGAAAAGGAAGGAAAAAGAAACUACAGAAGUGACCAUGGAUGUAAAAGAAGUGAAGAAUGAAGGAGAGAAGGCAGUGGAGCAUGACAAGAGCCCAUCAGCUGAGGCAGCAGCCACCAAUGGUGACCAGAAUGGAGAUUUUCAAGUUGAGCCAAUGGAACUACCUCCAUUUGAAACCAUUACAGGGGACCGGGUAGAUCCUUUUGUGUUUAAGUUCCAGUUCAAGAAUGUUGAAUACUCCUCGGGCCGCAACAAGACAAUCCUCUGUUACUUAGUAGACAGAGGGGACACAGCUGACGGGCUUCUGAAAGGUUUUCUGGAGGAUGAGCAUGCCGGGACUCAUGCAGAGGAGGUCUUCUUCACACAGUGUCUCCCACACUGCGACUCUGCGAUCAAGUGCACAGUCACCUGGUAUGUGUCCUCCAGUCCCUGCUCUGCUUGCACUGCAAAAAUAGCUGAAGUGUUGAAGGCCAGGAAAAACAUUAAGCUGACUAUCUUUGCUGCUCGAUUGUUUGAGUGGGAGGAAGCAGAGAUCCAGGCUGGACUAAAGGCCCUGCACGCUGCUGGCUGUAAGCUGAGGGUGAUGAAGCCUCUGGACUUCUCCUACACCUGGGACACGUUUGUGGAAAACGAUGAGCAACCUCUGAACCUGUGGGAGGACUGCAAAGAAAAUUAUGAGUAUUACCAUGAAAAGCUGGCUGAUAUUCUACAGUAAUGACAGAAUCCUGCUGGGAAUGUAUGCACCACAAUCAUCACUAUUUCUCCUCACAGAUGAUUCAUGUUGUUUUUAUUGUUGUUGAUUAAUAGUCAUGCGUAGCUACAGUACAUAUGAAUCUGUGAUAAAGUAGCUGUGUUUCUAUGAA